This is a messenger RNA of Zeugodacus cucurbitae (melon fly), 1789 nucleotides long. RefSeq lists its product as uncharacterized. The transcript is spliced from 2 exons. The coding region runs from base 639 to 1031 and encodes 130 amino acids. The record is from RefSeq and is a predicted model, not a curated record. NCBI's taxonomy places the organism in Eukaryota, Metazoa, Arthropoda, Insecta, Diptera, Tephritidae.
UUCGCGUUAGUUUGUUAGAUAAGUUAAUUACAAGUUUUUAGAAGAGUGAAUCAAGUACAUAUUCAAGUAUAUUAUAUUCAAGUGAAAACGUUUUGCUAUGAACGAAAGUGACUGGGAAAUUUAUUUUUAACGCGGAAUUCUAUGUAGGGCGAUUGGCGUAUAUUAAAGUGCAACCUUUGGCCAAAAACAUUUCAGUUAGUGAAAUGCACGGAACGUUUCGGUGUGCUUACUUCGUUCGGCGUUAAGAGAUAUUGUGAAAAUUUAUUGUAUUAACAUAAUAUAUAGAACUCGUAAAAAUGGUUAUCAAAAGAUCCAAACAAUACUUUUGUGCCCGAUUAUUUGAAUGCGGAGUUUUUCGCCACCGCACUUGAAGAAGGUUUGCGUGAAAUCCAUGUGACGGUUAAAGCAGUGGCUUUCGAAUGGGGCAGCAACCCCGGUAAUAAUUAUUGCUCAAGCAUCUAUCGCUUCUUGGUUGAUUUUGAGCGUGGAGGUGAGGAUGCUAAGACGCCGCUGCACGAGCAGCGAUCUUCUUCUUCUUGACUGGGUAGAAAAAUUGCACCUUUUCCACGAUAAUUUCAAACCCAUAUGCGCACACUUGGCAGAUCAUCGUGAGGGCGAUCGCAUCAUUGUAAUGAAUCAUGGUGACCUCUAAACAGGAAAUACCAUGUUCGCGCCUACGCGCCUACAUAUCUUCAUGGACUUCCAAUUUAAUUUCUACAACUGCGAUCUCAACUUACAUAUUUCUCGACACAAUUAUUCGUCUGAAUAUGCUGAAGGAAAGACGCGACGAUCUCAUAAUCGUGUAUUAUAAAUCAUUCAAAGAGACGUUAGAAUUCUUACAUUACAUUGCGCUCUCGCGAACUAUAUGGCCUUUUCGUUGUUCGAUUUUCUGCCAAGUUACUAGUUACAAGAAAGUUGACGUUGCCAAUCCUCUAAACCUCUUGCUAGAACUUCCACUAACCCAAAUAUACACCCAAUAUGGUAAUGAAAUCCAUCUUGACCUUGGUUUAAUCCCCAUAAACCUAUUUUAAUAAAAUUUUACCAACACCUGACCACGCCUUUGAACAUUACUCUCCUACGAGUGUAUGUAUAAUAAUGUUCGCUUAUACCCGAACUAGGCUCUUUCUUACUUGUUAGCAAACUUAGUACGUAUUGUGAUUGAAAACGCUAUGAUAAUUAUUAUGUACAUACAUACAUACAUAUGUAUAUGCGUUACAGCUAACACUAACUAUUUGUCUCUCCCUCUCUUUAUGUCUUUACGAUGGGUAGUAUAACUAUAAAGACACUAAAUUCAAUAAAUAUUUUUUCAACAAAUAAAUGUGGCUUAUAUCACAUGCAUUACACAAAUAUUUAUGAAAGAUUUGCGGAUUUGUAAACAAUAAACAAUAACAAACUCAUAAGAUAACUGGAAACAAACGAAAAAUUACUUCUCUCCAGCUCCUCAUGCAUUAAGUUCGCAACACACUUAUUAUAGGUACGAUAGCCGACGAAUAGUAAUAAUUCUAUAGAAGACCCAGCGACCUGCAUUGUGAAUGCAACAAGUUAGUUGGCUUGGCAACGUUCCAAUUUCGCUCAUAUACUCUACCUGCCUCCUCAGAAUGAGAAAGAACUCGUUAAUUAAGUCUCUAAAUAUUGUUAAACUCGUCUCUUCAUAUUAUAUUUUGAUGUAUGUAUGUAUGUAAUAUCUAUAACUAUCUUUACUAGUUUUAAAUAUUACAAACAACUGUUGGGUGUACAAAACUAUAUUACUCUGUGCAACAUGUUGCGAGAGUAUAAAAACAUGGCACUU